Miniopterus natalensis is the source of this 1450-nucleotide messenger RNA. The record is from RefSeq and is a predicted model, not a curated record. NCBI's taxonomy places the organism in Eukaryota, Metazoa, Chordata, Mammalia, Chiroptera, Miniopteridae.
GCCCCACGAUAGGCCUUUCCACCUUGGGUCUCCAGGACUUGGGCGAGAAGCUCGGCCAGACCUGUGCUUGUGCGUGUGGCAGGAGGAGCAAUUCCACUUUCACCUGCUGAGCUUCCAGCAAGCGCUGGGUCACUGUCCUCAGCCGUCCCAAAGUCAGGAGUCCGUAGAGCAGCUGGCGGUGCAGGGGCGAGGGAGCGGCAGUGGGUGGAACCAGCCAUGGGAGACUCUGCGCCCUGGCAUUGCUGUACCUGACGGAGUCCCCCGACAUUUGGCUUCUCAGUGUGGUGCUACUGUUGACUCAGAACAGGGGAAGCAAGAGGCCUAGAGCCAGGAGGAAGAAGAGGGAGAGAAACCCAGAAUGUCUGGGUAGAGUGAAGAUCGUGAGAAGUGAAAGAAAAAGGAGCUGAUGAACCUAGAGCAAAGGCUGUGCUCGGGACCUCACAGAGAUCAAGUCCAGAAAAGGGGGGAGGCAGAUGGGAUCCGUGGACAAGCUAUGAGCGUCACACGGCAGUCCGAAUAUCCACUUUUGUGCUUAUGUUAAUAAAUGAACAGGGUACUCAGGGGGCCUUCUCCUGAGCUCUUCCUCCAUGGCCACAAGCAGUGGCCAGUGGUCGUGUUAUUUUUUGAAUCUAAAAUAAAAAUUAUUGUCCUUAGUGCACCCAAGACUUCUUUAGACACAACAGGCCAGACCACUGCCGAUCUGUUAAGCACUUACUCGGAUGAUGAAUACAUUAAAAAAAUCCAAAAGCGCCUCAAAGAAGAUGCUUUUGCACGAGAGCAAAGGGAGAAAAGACGACGGAGACUGUUGAUGGACCAGUUGAUAGCCCAUGAGGCACAAGAGACUCCUAUGAGCAUCACUUUUUCAAGGCUGUAGCAGGAGAUGUGUUCAGGAAUCCAGCAACCUCAGAGACAUUAAAGAAAGUUGGUGCUCUGGCCAUUUCCAUCUUGGGAGCUCCAUCUCUCUGCUGUUUUUCCUCUGUGUUUGGGAAAGUCUUUAUUCCUAGAACCAGCUUGGGGCAUGGAGCAAGGGGACUCCUUUCCCGCCGUCCCCUUUCCGUUGAAUGUGGUGGCCUCAGUCUCCCUGUGCAGCUGCCCCGGGCGGGUGCCCCACAGCGGUGGAGGGGAAGUUCCCACGCGCAACAUGGCCUGUUUGCCCUUCCGUCCUCGCCAAAGAGAAGAUGCUAUUUGUCAAGGUGAGGAUUCCCUCCGCUUCUGCACUGCCUCUGUCAUAAAUAAAUGUCUCGCAGUGUCUUCUCCAGUGCUCAAGUUGCUGCGGUUUCCCCCAGAGUUUAUGUGCCUUUGUUUUAUAUGAGCUUUUGACCAGAGAGCCAGAGAUCUGUGCUCAAGUCAGUAUCUUGCCUAGUGAUUUGUAAAGAAAUGUAAUGAUGUGAAUGAGAUGAUGAGAUUUAAGGCUAGAAAGAUCACUUUGACUUUUUCAAAGCAUGUGUUU